AUGUCUCUAGGCCGCCUCGGCCGCGCGCCCUCGUCGCUAUUCCUGCUCCAGUCCUUCACCACCACCGCCGCCGGCGCUCCGCCGGCCGCGCCCACCCCCUCAUCCCCGGGCUUCCUCGCGCACCACCUGCUCGACGAAUUCUCCCGCCCGCGCGCCACCCGUGACGCGGCCCGCCUCCGCCGCCUCGCGGCGUACCUCACGCCGCCAGCCGCGGAGUCCGUCAUCCUCCGCCUGCCGUCCUGGCGCCACGCGCUCGACUUCUUCCGCUGGGCCGCCGAGCAGCCGGGCUUCCGCCACUCCUGCUAUUCCCUCAACGCCAUGGCAUCACUCCUGCCACCGCACCAGCGCGCGCACCUUGACCGCCUCGCCACCGAAGCGCUCGCCUCUCGCUGCUCCAUGACGCCCGGCGCGCUGGGGCUCCUCCUCCGCCGCCUCGGCGCGGUUGGCCUCCCGGAUACCGCUGCCCGCGCUUUUGAUGCAGCGAGGACGACGCUCAGCUGCACCCCAAACUCGUACACGUACAACUGCCUCCUCGACGCGCUCGCCAAGGCCGGCCGUGCAGAAGACGCCGAGGCGCGGUUGCAGGAGAUGGUGGCGAGUUGCGGUGACGAGAGCGUCGACAGGUACACGCUCACCUCGCUCCUAAAUUGCUAUUGCAACGCGGGGCGUCCUGAAGACGCGAGCGCCGUGUUACAGAGAAUGAGCGAGAAGGCCUGGGUGGAUGAGCACGUGUUAACUAUGCUUGCUGUGGCGUUCAGCAAGUGGGGAAAGGUGGAGGAUGCAGUUGAGCUGAUUGGGAGGAUGGAGGCACUUGGCAUGCGACCAAGCGAGAAGACGUUGAGCGUUCUAGUACAUGGGUUUGCCAGGCAGGGGAGGGUUGAUGUGGCCAUGGAUAUGUUUGGUAAGAUGGCCAGUUAUGGAUUCAGUGUGGAUUUGGCGAUGUACAGUGUGUUAAUUGAGGGGCUGUGUGAUGGAAACGAGAUGGGGAAGGCUGUGAAAUUGUUUGAGGAUAUGAAGAGGGACAGGGUUACACCUGAUGUCCGCUUGCUCAAGAAGAUGAUUGAGACAUUCUGUAGACGAGGAGAAUUCUCUACUGUUGGCCCAUUCAUUAAUGAAAAUGCAGUGCAUCUGAAACCCGGCAGUGCUGCCCUAUUAUAUAAUGUGAUUCUUGAAGGUCUUACUAACCAUGGAGAGGUAGAAGCAGCAUAUCAGUUGCUCAGCUCCAUGGUGCGUGGUGGUCAGAGGAUUAGUGACGAUGAUACUGUUGGUGUGCAUAUUUUUGUUAUCAGUGAAGAUGUUAAACCAAACUCUGAUUCGUUUAACAUUGUUGUGUGCGGCCUUUGUAAGGUUAAGAAGCUGGAUCUGGCUUUGGCUCUCAUAAAGGACAUGGUUGGCCUUGGUUGCAAGGGAAAGCUUUUGAUGUUUAAUGAUUUGAUACUUGAAUUGUGCAAUUCGGAUAGACUAGAUGAAGCAUAUGAGAUAUUCAACCAAAUGAAGGAUCUUGGUUUGAAACCCUCUGAGUUCACAUAUAAUUCAUUGUUUUAUGGUAUUUGUAGAAGAAAAGAUACUAGUGCUGCCACUGAUCUGCUGAGGGAGAUGCGGACAAACACGCACAAACCAUGGAUUAAGAACUGCACAGAGAUGGUGCAACAGCUUUGUCUCAGUGGCAGGAUAACAGAAGCCUUGCAAUUUCUCGAUGAAAUGUUAAAAUUAGGUUUUCUUCCUGACAUUGUCACGUACUCUGCUGCCAUGAAUGGGAUGUGUAAAAUUGGAGAGACAGAAAAUGCAUUAGGGAUUUUCCGUGACAUUUCUUCCAAAUGUUAUCUUCCUGAUGUGGUAGCACACAAUAUCUUGAUAAAUGGAUUCCGGAAAGCAGGUAAGUUUGAUGAGGCGCAAGAAAUCAUGGAAGAAAUGUUGAGUAAGGGUCUGUUUCCUUCUGUAGUUACCUACAAUCUUAUGAUUGAUAUUUGGUGCAAGUCCGGCAGGAUUGACAAAGCAAUCACUUGCGUAGAUAAGAUGAUUGAUGAAGAGAAGCCACCAACAGUUGUUACAUAUACAAGCUUGUUAGACGGACUCUGUAAUGCUGGAAGGCCCGAUGAAGCCAUCGUUUUGUGGUGCAAAAUGGAGGAAAAAGGUUGUUCGCCAAAUGAGAUAGCAUAUACUGCUUUUGUUAAUGGACUGUGCAAGUGUGGUCAAAUGGAGACUGCAGUGAACUACUAUGAAGAGAUGAAGACGAAAGGUUUUGACUUGGAUAUUUUUUCCCUGUUAAAUUUAAUAAAUUCGUUGAUAGCACAGGGACAGGCCAGUAAAGGAUGUGAGCUUUUGAAAGUUGUUCUCCAAAAAGACGUGGUGCCCAGUAAUCAUUUGAAAAUGGUAGGCUUAAUAAAUAAAGCAACUAAGGAGCUGUCUAAAGAUGGAAGAAUCUCGUCAGAUAUCAUGAUACUUGUAGAUAAAUGGUUAGUUUCAAGGGGUCAAGCUUCAGCAACAACUUUCUGCAGGAAGACCUUUCUUAAUCUGCCUUUUAAGAUACGUGUAAGGAACAAUAGAGAUCAUGCUGAGGUGAAUCCAGAAGCCUUCGACUCUAUUCCUUGGUUUGUGGUACAACAGAUGCAGGAUCAUCCUUUACAAUCUUGA
This is a messenger RNA of Miscanthus lutarioriparius, 2634 nucleotides long. Lineage: Eukaryota; Viridiplantae; Streptophyta; Magnoliopsida; Poales; Poaceae. The record is from the annotation of a GenBank genome assembly.